AGGUGUGCAGCUGCGAGACUGUAUAAUACUUACUCCCGCAGUUUUCCUGUCCGAUGCCAUUCUGCGAGCCGGGGCCUUUUAAAUCGUCCAACUUCUUCCCAGUACCUCACAGUACUCUACUGCGAUUUGCUGAGAGUCGUCUGUGGAUACUUCAAGCCUCUUCCGAUCGGCCGGCUAGUAACUAGCCAUGGCCUCUCCGCGUUGUCGCAGUAGUCUUCAGAGUCCCCCAACCGUCCGUCAGAUACCCGAACACGCCGCGGGAGUGCAUCGCUUUAGGCUCUGCACCUUCCGCCCCCCUUCUGUAUGCCGGUGGGGCGGUCGCCUGCACUUUCGCUCAUAGCGAAGAGGAGCUGACAUCAUGGAAUCGUCAAAAGAUGACCCGGGAACGGUCGUAUUCGUUGAAUCGUUUGGCUAUGGAUGGUAAUCAAAUGCAGUCUAAAAAGCAGCUUAUGUCUCCACAAGUUCAGCAACAGGAUUCCUGGCCAGAUCCACACACAGAGUAUGUCCCUGAUCCACCUCGGUCAAAACCUCCGACCAUCCAAACAAAGAGCACUUUUCAGAAACGAUCGAAGGAAUUACUCCAACUAGAAGAUCUGAUAGAACCUCUUACCAUCACAAACUACAAGAAAAAGUUUCACAGACUGUUGUGCUGGGAGGAGAAGGAACAUAUUACUCUACUCCAUGACCGGUUAGUGCUUUUGAUUAUUUCAACUGCAUGCGUAAUGAAAAGCACUAAAGUGCAAACCCUCGGCGUAGAACCAGUGCUAUUACGGGAGUGAUAAUGUUAGGAUGGUAGUGUAGCUGCAAAACGAUAGCACACCUGGAAUACUCGUAUAAAUAGAUAUCCAAACACAA
Molecule: messenger RNA, 855 nt
Organism: Geodia barretti
Lineage: Eukaryota; Metazoa; Porifera; Demospongiae; Tetractinellida; Geodiidae
Source: the annotation of a GenBank genome assembly